This is a messenger RNA of Blepharisma stoltei, 5202 nucleotides long. The record is from the annotation of a GenBank genome assembly. NCBI's taxonomy places the organism in Eukaryota, Ciliophora, Heterotrichea, Heterotrichida, Blepharismidae.
AUGAGUCAGAUACUUAUCUCUUUGUCAAUUCUCAUAUUAUAUGCAUGGUUCACACAUUCCGCUUCUUCAGUCGAACUAAUGGUGGUUCAAGAUAAUACUGGCAGUAAAAAUUCAUUGUGAAAUUUCUUAUCAAUGAAAAACUUCUUUUAUAGUUCAAAUGAUUUGAUAGACUGAUACAAUUGCUCGAUUUCAGAAAUACCUAAAUGCAUUGAAAAAAAGCCAAAUACAUCGGUGAUAUUAAAUUUAUUUGACGAUUUAAGUAUUCAAUUUGAAGUGUCCCAACUAUGUAAAGAAUAUAAGAUUAUCCAUUUAGUUUUGCAAGACGAAUUCGUUUAUCGUGACGAAUGGACUUAUUCUGCAAUUUCGUCCCAGUAUAAUAGGUUGGAUGCUUUUUUUUCUUUAUUGAAACAUUAUAGUUGAGAUAAAGGGGUUAUUUUUACUAAUAAUUUUGAUCAAGACAUUUUUACAAAUUUUACUUCAGAUUUUAAGGUCUUGACAAUUGAAAAUAAAACAGAUAUUGAUAAUUUAAUAAAACGAAUUGUAGUGCCUAUGGGCUCUUCACUAUAUUAUAUCUUUGCAAGCAGUGAUGAAUCUAACUCGAUACAAAACAACUUAGCAGGAGCAAAUUUACUAACAAGUGGAAAUGGACUUAUUCUUAAUCAGCAAGGAGGAUAUAAUUGUAGUGUCGAAGGAGCUUUAAUUAUAGUUGAUAUGGGCCAAGAAGACACAUGCUGUGAAGAAGAUUAUUUUGCGAAUUCUGUUAUCAACUUUUUGUCUUAUUUAGCCAUAAAUGCUGAAAAUUCUUCAGAAAUAAAAUUACUCCUCGAGAAAAAAUUAAAGACACACUAUAGCGAAAAUAAAUUUUCUCUACUAAAUAUACAAAAUGGGCAGAGAGUUAUAAUUGGGUCGAUUAUAGAUGGCAAUAUUAAAUUUUACAAUGACACAAUUUUUCCAGGGAAGACUAAAACAGUUCCAAAAUCAACCAAAAAAAUUAUAAAUAUUAGUAUUGGUGAUGGAUCAGCCAAUCCAAAUUCCCCUCCGUCAACUGUGGGCACAAUUGGGGCAAGAGGAUCCUAUGUUGCUCAAAAAUUUAUAAAUGAAGGUCUUCUAGGCAUUCUUUUAAAUUUCCAAGUUAACCUUUUCAGUUUUGACUGUGGAACUACUGUUUAUAACGAAGCCUUUGCGAAAGCUUGCUUUACAAAAGACUAUAAUAAUAUAGGAUUAGCAUACUUGUCACCAUUUGGGUCAUCUCCAACUGUUGGAACAUUGAGAUUGUUCAAAAAGAUGAAUUGGACAAUUCCAGUAAUCGGCUCAACAAACUCAGAAGCAACACUAAAUUCGACAGCCAUAUAUCCUAUGUACACAAGAGUUUGGCCUUCAAGCUCCUUUUCCUAUUCUUUGCAGCCUGUUCUAUUGAGAGCUCUUGGGUGAAAAAGUGCAGCUAUUAUGUAUCAAAAUGAUAGCUGAGGACAAACUGGGUAUUUUUAUGCAACCCAAGGAGCAGAAAACCACAAUUUAGACUUAAUAAAUCCAAUUGAAACAAGGGUCCUUCCUGCCACGCUUGAUAGAGCAGGCAUUCAAAACUAUACAAAAGUGAUCCAAGGAGUAAUUGACUCACAAGCACGAUUGAUUAUUUUUAUUUUUCAAUCUCCAUUGUGUAAUUAUGUGCUGGAAACAUUUUAUGAUUUAGGGAUGAGAAAAGGCGAUAUAAUAGUCUUUACUCCUUUGGCAGAUUUUUUAUCUGACUUCGCAAAAAGUGAUAACUAUACAUAUAAAAGAUUAGAGCUUGGGUCUCCUAUGAUCACUUUUUUUGGUCAACAAUGAGUAGGAAGUAUAGGGCAAACUGCAUUGUCAAGAAUGCUGCAGCUUUAUAAUAAUUCUUCUCCCAGCGCAUAUGCUGCGUAUUGAUUUGAUGGCUUAUUUUCAGCAGCUUAUGCUGUUGAUUAUAUGAUUAAUCGUGGAAGAGACUAUACUGAUCCGCUUAAACUUGAAAGCACAAUAAGAAGCGUCCAAUUCGUAGGAUGCACUGGAACAGUAACAAUAGAAAAAGACAGCAAUGACCGAAUCUUAUCAAAAUUUGACGUUCAAACAAAUAAAUUUGAUGUCAAUGGAAAUUUAGUUAAAUAACGAUUACCCCCCCCUCAAUAUUCAUGUCUACUGCAACAAAAAUUUUUCGAAAAAAUCUUCAUGCCUACUGCAACACAACAUUUUUAUAAAAAAAUUAAUGCAUUUUUCUCUAGGUGAGUUUUUCUCAAAAAAAACAUAAAAACAGCGCUACUGUAGGUGUUUCAAUGACCUUUUCAUCGAGAUUUGGACGGCUAUUGCUAGGCUCGCCAUUUUAUUAAACUUAUCUAGCUAAAAAGUACGGAUAAAUUUAAGAUGCGCAUCGAAAAUUUGUUGCAUUGGAUUAGGAUUAAGAUUAUUACAGAGACAGGAGCUAGCCAUAUUGAUGACGCAGUAACCAAAGACCUCCCGUACGGAAGGUUCUACUGCUUUUCGACCUCAGCCCAGAGGAUCUAUCCCUCUUACGAGUGCCCUUCCGGUACCUUCUGUCUCCUCUUUGCCUUGCGGGUUCAGUCUUGAGUGGGCGGCUUAUGGAUUUCUGCGGCCAUUCAGUGGGCGAUUGGAGUAGCUUGAUUCCAAGGAUCAGCUCUUGGAGUCUAUGAGUGUCAAAGUGCCUUUCUUCGACAGCUACAGGAAAAAGGCUGUUCCCCUGUGGCCUGGGCUGGAAACCCCCAGUUUCUCGUUACAGGAAUGCCCAUGGGUCCUCGGAUCCAAUGACCUCCAUUUCCAACCACAGAAAAGCAGCCAAAACCUACCCGGAUACACACUUCUUGAGCCUCUGUCUGAUUCUCGGCUCGGAAUCCGUCCCAGUUCGCUGUAGCCAUAAGAUCUUGACUGCUGCGCCAAGAGGGCAGGUUGACACGUGCCGCCAUUUUAAUGUAUAUAAUUUGUUGCAAGAGACAUGAAAAUUAUUAUUUUUUUAUAUAAAAUUUUAUAUUAAAAAAUUGCAUUUUUGUUGCAAUAGACAUGAAGAUUUGAGGGGGGGGUCAUCGUUACAUCAUUGGGGCAUUAAGACCUUUAAGCACACAUAUUUUGCAAAUUACUAACCCCAUUAUCUACUCUGAUGGGACUACAAUAAAGCCUGCAGAUUUAAGAAACCAAGACAAUCCCUGCCCUUUUCCUGAUGAUUCAGUUAAAACUUUUAUGAAGGGAAAAAUCCUUGUUUUUGGUAUUUGUUUUUCUAUUGCAUUCAUUUCUAUAAUAAUUACUAUAUAUAUCUGGAAGAGAUGAUGGAAUGCUCAAAUAGAUGAACUCAAAGAUAAGCAGGAAGUUUCUUUUCCUGAUGUAAUAAUUGGAGCAACUAUUGUUAUUGAAUUCUUCCAGUAUUCUUCAAUGGGUCCUAACUUUUCAAUGAUAAGCCCAUUUUUAGCAGAAAUUAGUAAUCCUUUUGGCUUAGAACUGCAAAAUAUCAUCAAGCUUAAAAAUGGAGUAUUUUGAGUCGUUGUGGAUAUUGUUUUUGGAUCAAUAGUCAUAUGAAUUACAAUGUGCAUGGUAAUUUUGUUUCGCUUAGAUGAGAAGUAUGCCCGUGUGUCUCCUUUUAGACUUAUUGCUUGGCUUGCUGAUUAUUUAAUGCCAAUUUUAGGGAAUUUAUGCUUUAUCCCAUUUAUUUCAAUUUGUCUUGAUAUUUUUGUCUGUGAUGAAUCAAUCGGAGAUAGUUUUACAGAUAGUUUUCUAGCCAAGGACUGCUAUUAUUUCUGCUGAAAAGAUGAGCAUUUAGUCUAUGCAAUUAUAUCAUUCAUUGCUUUAGUAUGUUAUUGCCCCCUUGCAGUAUUUUGUAGACCGCUAUGACAAGAGCUGCAGCACCUUUUACACGUAAAAACAACUCCUUUAUUUCUAAUGGUAAAAACUAUAGUGCAACUCAUUUUAAUUGUGCUCAAUAAAACGCUUAAAAGAGCGACAGGGUUAGGACAUGGGAUUGUUUUUACUGUCGCAAUGGUCUGCUAUGUUGCUUUUAUAUAUAAAUUCAAGCCUUAUAAUUAUCCUAGAUUCAGCUGGUGACAAAUAUUGGUCAUGAUUGGAGUAGCUUGGCUUGCAUUUUUAUCUACAGUAUGUAUAGGUCUUGGAUAUGGCUCAUUAAUUUUUCUUAUAGUUCUUAUUUUUGGAUGGGUUUUGAUAGCAUGCAUAGGAGUUUAUGUGCAAAAGAGAAAAUAUCCCAGUAUGCUGUAUAGAAAAAAAGGGCAAACUGUUACAGACUUAUUCAAAUUUACAUUUGGAAAGAACUCAACUUUUACCUUAAAAAAAAUAGUUCCAAACUAUGAGAAAGGAAGUAGUGAAUUAUCUUAAUCCCCUUAAAUUAGAGGGUUUUUUGUAAUACGAAAAAUUAUAUAUAUGAUUAUAAAAAAUAAAGAUUUCUCAUUAAAAAUUUUAAUUCGAUUCAAAGUAUCGACUUUUUUUAAUUAAUAUUAUACUUGGGUUCAGUAUUUAAAUUAAAAAAAGAUAUAAGUAAAUUUCACCAUUCAACAACAAAUUGAGCAUCAGAUGUCUAUCGAGAAAUAAUUAAAAUCUAUUAUAUUUAAAGAGCGGUUAAUUUGCCUAAAAUCAAAAAAAUUUACUAUAUAUUGCUUUAACUCUCCUCAUCCUUGAUCGAACGGCUCACCAUCGUUCGAUCAAAUCAAGGAUGGGGUUAAAAAAAUUUAAAAUUUUAUAUAUAAAAUAAAAAAAUAUAUAUUUGAUUUUUUUUAUUUACUUUUAAAUAAGAGGGUUAAGAGUAUUUAAUAAUUAUUUUUACAACAAAAAAUUGAAUUAAUCUGUAAAAUACUAAUUUUUAAUAUUUUGAUAUAUUAGUCAUCCCUUUAAACUGUAUAAAAUUUUAUUUUUUUCUUAUUGAAUUAAAAAUUUAAAAUUUUAAAGAAUCUCUAUUUUUUAGAUUAUUGAGUUUUUAAGCCCAGGUUGAUGACUAAAUCACUUUGAAUAAUUGAUUCCGAAGCUUUCUGUCGUCUCAAAGUCUCUGAAAACAACUUCAUUAUGUGCAUCUUCCCAAGCUUUCGAUAACUAAUAUAUUUAUAUAUAUAUAUAUAAAUUUGCAUUAUAUGAAAAUCGUUCAAUCAAGGAUGGGCUUAAUUUCCCCAAUUUUUAGGAAUAUUUACAGUCAAUCGUUCGAUCAAGGAUGGGGGGGGAGUAAAUAAAAAGAGGAUUUAG